UCGCCACUGAAAUUGUAAACUAUAGUUAUAUGUGCUAUAGUGAGAUAAAGAUAGGUGAUCGGAAAGCGAAAGAGAAAAAGAGAGAGAGAGAAAGUCCGGUCUCUUUGAUCAAUCCUCGGAAGCAAACUCGGGGAUGUUCGCUAUCCACAUAAAGCAGAUUACACGCUGUGAGAACUGAUAACUAAUGUGGGUUGCUCCAUGGUGGGUAGCGGUUUGAGGUUAGGUCUCGUUCAAACCGCGACACAUGAAUUAUCGAUUGGGCAUCUUCGGCGUUUAGCGUGACCAAAACAAUAUCGUAACGGUCGUUAUACGAGGACGAUUGUGUGUUUAUAUAUAACAAUGGUGAAGAACAAACCGGCGUAUCGUAGGUUAAGCUCACGCCGGGGUUCCCUCAACGUUGUAACAUCAGUGAAUGACACCCGGGAGCAACAUUGAUUCAACGAAGAUGAGCCGGCUAUGGAACUACUUAGUAUUUCAGGCAUGGAUGUCCUACCUAAUGGCAGCCGGCUUGUUGGUGUUCACCAGUGGCUUUCUCCUGAAUCGCGUCUCCAGGCCGGAACGGGCGGAGUGUACGCGAUGCACGGCGGCCGAUGAUUGCGACACGGUAAACAUCUUCCAGGACACGGAGCACGCCGCUAAAAUAUGCUUGGAGCGCAGAGCGCGAGUUGUGGUCUUGAUUGUCGAUGCCUUGAAAUACGAAUUUGCAGAAUGGUAUGAGGAUAAUGCUGCCGUGUCCUCUUACCAUCGUAACAAGAUACCCGUGAUUCAUGAACUAUUACAGAAAUAUCCGUCGCAUUCCCGCUUGUAUAAAUUUAUAGCCGAUCCACCUACCACGACUAUGCAGCGCUUGAAGGGUCUUACUACAGGUUCCCUACCCACUUUCAUAGAGGUAGGAUCAAACUUUGCCUCAGAAUAUAUCCAAGAAGACAAUCUCAUUGACCAAAAUGCCAUUGGAGGUAUUGUUUUUAUGGGGGAUGACACGUGGACCAAUCUAUUCCCGGAUAAAUUCAUGAGGCAAUUCCCGUCACCAUCGUUCAAUGUCUGGGAUCUGGACAGUGUUGAUAAGGAUGUCCAAUAUCGCAUUUUCUUUGAAAUGAAGAAAAAAGACUGGUCGCUACUGAUAGCGCAUACACUUGGAGUUGAUCACUGCGGACACAAGCAUGGCAUGCAACAUCCAGAAAUGACAAGGAAAUUGAAUGACACAAAUACGCUUAUAAAAGAGAUUGUAGCAUCGCUUGAAAAAGAUAUGAUGCUUUUCGUUGUUGGGGAUCAUGGUAUGACUGAUACAGGAGAUCAUGGUGGUGACAGCUCUAAUGAAGUUGAGGCUGCAAUGUUUGUUUAUUCAACAACUCCACUAUUAAAGGGAUUUACGAUCAAGGAUGACAAUAGUGUAAAUCAAAUUGAUCUCGUUCCUACUUUGGCAUCCAUCCUUGGCACACCAAUUCCUUUUUCUAACUUAGGAUCUGUAAUACUUGACUGUUUGCCAAGUAAAGUAGAAGAGACUGCUAGUCAAUUAUUAUAUCCGUUACAUUCUUUAUGGAGAAACAUUGCCCAAACGAAAAAAUACAUAGAGAUAUAUUCCGCAGAUACAUAUUUGUUUUCAAAAGAGCAACUGCAGCAUUUACACUACAUAUAUAGUCUUCUCUCUGAACGAGUUAAACAAGUUGAUAAUUUUGAAAAGCUAGAAAUCUUCAUUCGUGAUACCAAAGGUUAUUUCAAAUUAUUAAAAGAUACUUGUUCUGAAGUAUGGAUUCAAUUUGAUUCUGGUUUAAUUUCAAAGGGUUUACUUUUGAUGUUUUGUUCCUUGUUUUUCUUUUAUCUUUUCAUCACUGGUAUUCCCGAAAAUCGUAUGUGUGAUAUAUUCAAAUCUUCAUUUUUACAAUGUGCUAUCAUAGCCAAUUUAGUUACUGCAGCAAUUACCAUAUGUUUGUUCUUAUUGAAUAUUUUAGAAGAAUUGAGGAAUACGAUUUUUUUUGUUACUGGAGCUGUUUCUAUUAGUUUAUUAGUUAUAGUAAUUGCUCAAAAUUGGGAUGUUAUAUCAAUGUGUUGGUACGAUCAUCGUCGAAUUAAGUUGUUGACCUAUGUUGCUAGAAUAAUACUUCUUCUAACGGUAUGUGGGCUAUUCUCCAACAGUUACAUAGUUGAAGAAGACAAAGUGUUAUCCUUUUUAUUUAUUACACUUAUUUGUUUGAUCAUAUUUGACUUAAGAAAUGAUUCCGAUAUUUCUUCCGAGAGGAAGACAAGAUUUACUUCAAAGCCAUCAAAAUCAAACUUCAGAACGAUUUUAUUAAUUAUUGGUUUAUUAUCGUGUGCCUCGGUGAGGCUGUCGCAUUAUUUCUGGCGUUGUAGAGAAGAGCAUCUACAACGGGAAUGUUCUAUAUUUGCAACUGGAAAAGUUGGUUGGUCCACAAUGCCGAAUAAUUGGGAGCGUGCUCUGCUUGCUGUUUUACUCGCCUCAGUUAUCCUGGCAUCAUACGUGGUGAUUGUUAGAUUAUGGUUGCAAAGUUGUGGAAAUCUCACAGGCUUUGCCCCGAGCGUCAUGGUGGGACAAUAUUGUCCGAUUAUAAUAAUCGUUUGCAUGGGUUGCUAUUGGAUUCUACAAAAGCUUCCGAAGUUCGUCAAGCCAAAACUCGCGCUGUCCUGGGAGAUCAAUACAUUACCUAACGUAAUUUAUUUCUUCUGUAUCCUCGCAAUUUUCGUCCUUUAUUAUCGUCCACUUAGUAUAUAUUUGCUGCCAAAAAAGAAGGAAUCCAUCGAUGUCUAUCAUGAUGAAAAUAUAGUGCCUCGGUUAUUUGAAAAGAUAAAAGACUCCAUUUCGCGUAAGCGAAUAGAUACUGAUGAACUUCCAGUCAUUUAUGGUUUCGGGACUGCCUAUAGCGCUGCAUUUAUUUCAUUAAGCGUAUUCCUCACACUUUUAUACGCAUUAUUGUUGGGAGAUACUCUAUCACCUGGUACAUUUUUGAUGUUUAUAACGUGCGCUUGUAUAUUGGGUUUAUCUGCGAUAGAGAGAUAUAAAAAUGCUAAUAAUAUUUCUGAACUAGUUGACGUAUCAAUGCCUGCACUACUUUGCUGGUUUUUACUGGCUGAAUAUUUCUUUUACGGGACUGGCCAUCAAGCAACGUUUCCAACCAUUCAUUGGCAUGCUGCCUUUGUAGGAACUGGUGGUCACUUUUACGGAAACUUAGUGUCAGCAAUUUUAAUUGGUAUCAAUACGUUUGGAUCGCAUAUUAUACUGGGUGCAACAUUACCAUUAUUAGUGAUCGUGCCAUUCACAUUGCAUCGGGUAUUUCCAAAAUUUCUCAAAGCGAAGUUUCUCGAUGACAUAAAGAGAGGGGAACUUCUUCUGUUUGAACAAGAUUCUGCUUUUCAUGCUGCAAUUUUUGCGAUUGCGGGAAAAUACACGUUGCUUCAUGGAAUCCGAACUUUCGGCAGCAUGCUCGCGGCAACUAUACACUGUCGACAUUUAAUGGUUUGGAAGAUAUUCGCACCAAAAUUAAUAUUCGAGGGAUUAGGAUUCCUGGUAACGUUGGGUAGUAUAUUAGCAUCGUUUUACAUGGUAUUCCGUAUUGAUCAACAAAUGGAAUAUCUUAUUACCAGAGUCACAAAAGGCAGAUGAUAGUGACUCACUCUUAAGGAAGUAUAGUACAAUCAAUAGCAAGGUACCAAAGUCAUAAGAAUACCUCGCUUUUGUGACGAAUCCGAAAGGCUCGUUACUUACGAAUAUAGAUCGUAUUUCUAGUAAUUCGAGCUAUAAAGAUAUGAAAUGAGCAACAGAUAAGUCUAUGCUUAUCACGAUACUGCCAAUAUUUCCACAAUUUUGUAUGAAAGUGUAACAAGGGUAAAAACGAAGUCAGGUAUAUUAUCUAGCAAGUACUAUAAAUAACAUUUUCGUACCGAAGUAAACAAACUUGUCUCUCCACUUCUUUAAGAUAAUAUUAAUGUUAAAUAAUAAUGUCCACUUCUUAUAGAACGCUAUGUCGCGUAACCAAAUUGAUGCUUCCUAACACACUAACGCUACCCUGCGUGCAAUGCAUUGCUGAUUAAAGACGAACAAAGCAACGCACUUGAUGCAGGAUUGCGUCCGUGUGCCGCGAUCUGUCUGUGUGACUGAUGAGUACAUCAGCAUAUUACUGCUAUUAUUAGAAUAUGAUUAGAUAGAAAAUAGACACUAGAUAGCUUAGAAAGAACAUUCACUUUUCAUAUUCUUCGGUACAUAAAAAAGUAUUAUGUAUUAUGAUUGAUGAAAAAAUGAACGGUACAAUAAAUCCAGCAUUUUAGAU
Pogonomyrmex barbatus (red harvester ant) is the source of this 4280-nucleotide messenger RNA. It is a transcript of the gene PIG-O, whose product is annotated as phosphatidylinositol glycan anchor biosynthesis class O. The record is from RefSeq and is a predicted model, not a curated record. NCBI's taxonomy places the organism in Eukaryota, Metazoa, Arthropoda, Insecta, Hymenoptera, Formicidae. Gene Ontology annotation, cellular component: endoplasmic reticulum membrane. Gene Ontology annotation, biological process: GPI anchor biosynthetic process. Gene Ontology annotation, molecular function: mannose-ethanolamine phosphotransferase activity.